AUGUUCGGACUGUUUCGGAAAAUCAUAUAUGAAACAUGUGACGCUAUUUGGGGUGAGUUACAGGUUGUCUAUUUGUCACCUCCAAACGUAAGCGAACUUAAAGCCAUUGCAAACAAGUUUUACGUAAAGACUGGCAUGCCUAAUUACUUAGGAGCUAUAGAUGGGAAGCACAUCCGUAUAGUCAGUCCAAGGAACAGCGGAUCAUUGUACUACAAUUACAAAAAAACGUUUAGCAUUGUACUAAUGGCGGCUUGCGAUGCUAAUUAUGUGUUUACAUAUGUAGAUGUCGGAGCACUAGGCAGCCAAAGCGACGGUGGAGUACUUUCCCGCAGUGCCUUUGGAAGAAAAUUGUUGAAUGGCACUCUAGAAGUUCCUUGCGACACAAAUUUGCCAGGUACAUCGACUAACUUUCCGUAUUAUUACGUUGGCGACAGUGCGUUUCCACUGAAACAAAAUUUAAUGCGACCAUUUCCCGGCCGUAACUUACCACAAGAUAAAGACAAAUUUAACAUGAUGUUGUCUAAAGCCCGAGUACACAUAGAAAAUGCUUUCGGAAUUUUGGCCAACCGAUGGAGAGUACUACAUACAAUAAUACAUGCUUGCCCAAAGAAUGCAGACAAAAUUGUUUUAGCUACCGUAGUUCUUCAUAACUUUUUGAUGUUACAAAAUGACAGGAACUACUUUACCCUUGAACUUGCUGACCACUCAGUUGGAAACCAAGAAAUUCACGGCCGUUGGAGAGAGGAAGUAAAUGCUCUGGAUUCAUAUCAAGCAAGAUCUGUCAAUCGCUCAUACACAAAUGCAUUUCAGUUACGUGAAUUAUUAAAAGAUUUUCUUUCAAGUAAUGCUUUGUGAAAUGCAUUUCAAUGUCGGACAAAUUAAUAGGGUCGCGACAUUUUGACAAGUUUUGAGUAUUUCUUUUUGUAUGCUUAAUGUUUAUUAAUUUUUA
Molecule: messenger RNA, 949 nt
Organism: Rhagoletis zephyria (snowberry fruit fly)
Lineage: Eukaryota; Metazoa; Arthropoda; Insecta; Diptera; Tephritidae
Product: putative nuclease HARBI1
Source: RefSeq, a predicted model, not a curated record